UCAAGUGCAGAAUUAAUUUCAACUGAUGUUUGUGUUAACCUCAGAAAACGCAGAAUAGUAAGAAUAACGCAGAAAUUUCGAACAAAAAUAGAAGAUUCAGGCUGAUUACAUGGAAGAGAAAUCAGGAUUGAUGAUGCCUCUCGCUGAAAAAAUAGAGAGUGGUCGAGAGCUAAUGAAAAAAUUGAACAUCUACAAAGAUGUCCCAGGGGUUGGGAAACUCUCGCGAAAGAUCAAUCAGGAGAUUCGAUUUCUUGAAAAGGUUCGUUCUACAGAUAGUGUGAAAAGGGAACAUCUACACAGUACCAACUUGAUCCACCUGACUGCCCUAGUCGAACGUCUAUUAUCCUCGAAAAACCCGGCCGAGGUCCUGAAACCCUUCAAAUUUCCAGACUCGGAGACUCGCCUCACCAUUGAUAUAAUCUGCGAUGGCGGAGCAACCUGGAUUAAAGUCAUUGCUAGGAAUGCUCGGGCUCUUACAUUAAUCUCUCUUGGAAAUGGAGGAUAUGGUCAGAAAUCGAUUUUGGAUCAUGCUAAGAGCCAUCUAAAAUGUGCCACACUUCAUCCUCAUCAUUACAAACCUCCGAAUAUCAUUUUUUACUUCGCGUAUGGGAUAGAGACUACGCUAUAUUCUCAACUGGAAAAAUUGGGAGUCUUCAUUGAGGGAGAUCUCAUUGAGAGGGAAGAUAUUUGUCCGGGAGGCGGAACACGUGAAAAUCCAGAAGCUGGAGCUUCAUCAGCACCGAAGUCAGAAAACGCUCGGACAAAAAACCUUAUCGUUGCAUCUUCGCCAUCGCCCCAAUUCGAAAUUAGUCCAUUACUCCAGCCGGCAGUUUCUAGUACUGUAACAGUGUCUUUGAAUCUGGAUGUUUCUACACUUCUCGCUUAUGUAAGUAAUAUGACCAAUGGACAUGCGAAGUUCAGAUACUUGGAGGAUUUAUUAACUCUUCAAGCAGAAUGGGAGAGGAGUCGACCGCUCAAACCCUUUUUACAUAAACUCUUCCAUGGUAAAUCUCUCAAAGUUUGUAAAACUGCCUACAAGAAUUUUAUGGACAUUAUCAAUAUGAUCGGAGGUCCUCAGGAAACUGCAAGAGCUCAGGACCUGUUGCAAAGGGUUAAUGUAGUUGAAGAUGCAACUGAUGGAAGAAUUUUGAACUUAAUAAUCGGUGGGAAAAUAAAACUGAGAUCGAGGCUGGUUUUUGCUUCAGGAGAGAAUACCAGAAGUGUCACUGUUUCUGCUAAUGAAGGUUUUGUCAGAGCUGCCAGGAUGCAGGGUGUCGAAUGUACAGCAAUACUUCAUGAACCUAGGUCGCUGUCAGAACUGAAAGAAAAAGAUGCAAAACGAAUCGAUUGUUAAUUUAAGUGGAAAAACAUGUUAUUAGAGUAUAGAUUAGAAUUGAUAAAUAAGGCUUUUAUUCUCAAACUACUGAGUGUUUUGUAAAUACAAAUAUUUAUAAUUUA
Messenger RNA from Fopius arisanus, 1458 nucleotides. Its product is annotated as UPF0415 protein C7orf25 homolog. Lineage: Eukaryota; Metazoa; Arthropoda; Insecta; Hymenoptera; Braconidae. Bases 110 to 1354 code for a protein of 414 amino acids. The transcript is spliced from 4 exons. The record is from RefSeq and is a predicted model, not a curated record.